This is a messenger RNA of Phoenix dactylifera (date palm), 1472 nucleotides long. RefSeq lists its product as uncharacterized. The record is from RefSeq and is a predicted model, not a curated record. Lineage: Eukaryota; Viridiplantae; Streptophyta; Magnoliopsida; Arecales; Arecaceae. Gene Ontology annotation, biological process: mRNA splicing, via spliceosome. Gene Ontology annotation, cellular component: U2-type spliceosomal complex; post-mRNA release spliceosomal complex.
CCCCGCGAAACAGCAUACCGAUUUCUCUCCGCGAGAGUAAAAGUGCUCCCUCCUUUCUCUCGAUUUCCCCCCUCGAAGGCCACCGAGAGCUCCGACGAUCAAAUCACUCAUCGUGCGCCGCCAAUCCGAUCCGAAUCCGGUGAUCAAUCAUGUCUUCUCUCGCAGCUGCCAGAGCAGAUAAUUUUUACUAUCCACCAGAAUGGACCCCCAAACAGGGUUCGUUGAACAAGUUUCAUGGCCAACAUGCCCUGAGGGAGAGAGCAAGAAAGAUAGACCAGGGCAUUCUAAUUAUACGAUUUGAGAUGCCAUUCAACGUCUGGUGCGGUGGAUGCAAUUCAAUGAUUGCCAAGGGUGUAAGGUUCAAUGCUGAGAAAAAGCAAGUGGGAAACUAUUAUUCAACAAAGAUAUGGAGCUUUACCAUGAAAUCAGCAUGCUGUAGGCAUGAAAUAGUCAUUCAGACAGAUCCAAAAAACUGUGAAUAUGUCAUCAUUGGUGGGGCCCAGCGCAAGACUGAGGACUUUGACAUUGAGGAUGCAGAGACAUUUGCUCUUCCAGCAGAUGAAGAAAGAGGCAAGCUUGCAGAUCCCUUCUACCGUCUUGAGCAUCAGGAAGAAGAUCUGCGGAAGAAGAAAGAAGCUGAGCCAUUGCUAGUCUGCCUUCAGAGAGUCUCAGACAGCAAGCACUCUGAUGACUAUAACCUUAACAGAGCUCUCCGUGCUCGUCUCAGAAGUCAGAAGAGAAAGGUUGCUGAAGAGGAGGAACAUGCAAGAGAGCUUGGCCUUGGAAUACGACUUCUUCCCCCAUCCAAAGAAGAUGCAGCAGAUGCAGCUGCUGUAAAAUUCUCUUCAAAGUUUGAUAGAAAUAGGAGGGAAAAGCGGGCAGCAAUUAAGGCUUCCUCCAUUUUUCCAGAGUCAUCAAGCUCUGUAUCAGGAAAUAAACGCGUGGGACUGGAGUUGAAAAGGAGGAGAAUAAAAGCAGCUACUGCAUCUGCUUUAUUGUCAGGUAGGUUCAAGCCAUCAUCAUGGCAGCUGAGCCAAAGAUCUGUGAGUGGACAGAAUGGAAUAUCAGUGGCUUCAAUAUGCAAAUAGUUAUAUGCAUGUAAUUCCAGUUUCAAGCAGAGCUGCAUGAUAAGAAGUAAGGUUGGAGAUCAGUGGCUCUGAUCUGCACAAUCGUCCUACAAUCAUCUUGAGGAAUUUGAUACAAUUUCAAGCAGAGCUGCAUGGUCAGUAAGUAGAGCUGGAGUUGGAAGGGGUGGCAUGAACGCUGAAAUACUGGAUGAUCGGUUCUGGCAAUUCCCAGUUAUUUGCAAGGACGAUUCGUUCUGGCAUAAAUGCUGAAAUACUGUAUUGCUUACAGUUUGUAGCCAUGAAUCCUCUUCAAUACAUUUGUGUUCCUUUGGUAAGGACUACUGUAACAUUGUAUAUUUGUAUGCAUAUGGUGAGGAAGGUGACAUUGAUCUGGAGUUUCAUUUA